AUGACUGCACUCCGUCCUCCCACACUCUGCACUACUGAGAAGAGGAGACCAAGGAGGUGCAAUGUUUAAUAAGAGUCCCUCUCUUGUUCACAGUUGCAUACUUGUUUCUCAAAGCAAGCAUUGCUAGUUUGGUCAAUGUUGUAGAUUUAAAGGCAUAUGUUAGUUUAUUAUUGUUCAAAAUGUAACAUUUUUAUAUUAUUUUACAGGAAGGAGAAUCAGAAAUCAAGUUGCGUGGCAAAAGACGUCCCCUCGAGAGAAGUAAGUUGCGAAUUGUGUUGAUCAAAAUAAAUAUUCAGAUGACUUGAGUCCUACUAUUAGUUGACCUUUGCAUUUGGUGAUACUUUCGCUUUCAUCUUUGUACGUAUGCCAAGGAUGACAUGGCUGUUAGAGAUCAACCAUUUGGAAUUCAGGUGAAUAUAUGAAACUUUUGCAUAGAUUAAUAUUGUGCCGUUUUCCCAUUUGUGUUGAAUUAACUCAUGACAUACCUAUUUAUGACAAUCUGCUGUUAAAUGUGAUUACCCUCAGAGCUAGGCUAAAUAUUAUCCUAUUAACAAAAUAAAUGUGAUGGCAUUUGACACUUGGUGGUGCUAAAGUAAAGGAUUAUAUUUAACUCGGGAUAACGAUGUGUUAAUUUACAUUAUGGCAGGUGUCUAUGUAGUAUAUAUGCUUUGCUUGUCGUCAUUGCAAUUGGGUCGUAUGGGAGGUGUUAUAAGUGAUGGAAUGAAUGGAUAAGUCCAGUCUAAUGACCUGUGAUUUUCAGGUGCGCAACGUGAGAUGCGUCAAGUGUCACAAAUAGGGCCAUGUGAAUACAGACAGAGUGCCCUCUCUUCCGCCUGUCUGGGAUCAAUGCCAGCGCUGCGCCCACAGAGGAAGCAGGUACAAAUAACAAUCUGACCUACCUGGAUAAAUAGAGGAAAAAGGUUGACUGCUAAUUCCAAAUAAUAUUUCACAGAUGUAGCUAAUUGUUUAUUUUAAACUAAAUGUUAUGACGUUUAUAUUCAUAUUUUCAUUCUUAACAAUGAAAUGAUCCUCUCUUUUUUUUGCACCGACUUUGAAAUAAUUUGAAUAAAGAACCUAUGAUGCAUCUAUUGCAGCCAAAUUGCAAUAAUAAUUUGUCCAAUAGAAUGGGCAUUCAGUAUUACAUUGGACAUUUGUGGAAAGUCUUGUAACAUGUUGUAGCAGUAGUUUUCAUCACUCCUGGUGUCCUGUAGAGCUUCCAGAGUGGAGCUGAUUCUGACUCCUACAAUCAGGAAGUGAAGUAGUAAAUUCAUGUUUACCACGGGAGAGUCUUGCGCAUGGUGUUGAUGGUGGAGGGCCAUAAUGGAGCCCCUCCUGUGCUGGGAGAAAAAUGCAAUUCUUGUGUAUUCUGAUUCCACUAACCACUGCUUUGGGAGAGUGAUAUUGUAUGAUUUGCUCAGCCUGAAGACGAGUGAGUUGAUUUGGUGUCCCUUUCUGUUAACAAAGCCGCCCCUGAAUUCCCCACUGUGGAAGCAGUGACGGAUGUGGACAGACAUCAAUGGGACUUUGAGGCUGUGAUUUGUGCUAACAGGUCCGUCGAUGCACCCCUCCGAGUUAAUGGUGGAGAUGUGAAACAGUGUGUUUGCCCUGAAGAAAUGUGUCCUUGGAAGAAAUUCUACUGUUUGUGAUCCAUCGCAGGUAAUCUUCUGUUCCUCUUCCACCCUGAAGAAAAAGACAAACAAUAUCCAUGGCAGAUCCCCGGUCUAAAUGUGAUUGCUGAAAAAUGGCCAAUUAUCAGAGUAAACCACUGAGCUCUUCCAGUCGCUGCAAGUUUAGUCAAUUGGGCAGAUGUGAUGAGACUAACUGCUAAAAUUAUAGGAGUGUUGCAACACCAGAUGCAAUAGUAUAUAGUUUAACCCCCAUCCCCCAUAAUCCCCCCUCAAACAGAAGCAGGGGUUGUUCUACUCUUACUUACUUCGCUUCUAAACAUUUGUGACAUCUCUUCUUUAUGAAGUUUUAUUCAUGUUUUGUUAGUAUUUGAUGCAUGCUUUUUUAUUUUAAUUGUUUGAUUUAUUACGAAUUGUUUUUAUGCUAUAGGAGUAUGUUGUCAAUGAAGAAGAGGAGGAUCCUGAGGUUGAAUUCCUGAAGUCGUUGACCACCAAACAGAAAUUAGAAGCUCCUCAGGUAGGAGAGCACCACCAUUCAUAGAUUUAGUUGUUUAGAAUAUAAUAUGCUUAUUGUAAAAUAAGACAAAGACUCUGAGAGCUCCAGUGAAAGUAGGAGAUGCAGUGACUCAGACUCUGACAGCUCCAGUGAAAGUAGGAGCAGCAGUGACUCAGACUCUGACAGCUCCAGUGAAAGUAGGAGCAGCAGUGACUCAGACUCUGACAGCUCCAGUGAAAGUAGGAGCGGCAGUGACUCAGACUCUGAGAGCCAGAAGAGAAAGAAGAAGGGCAAGAGAAAUUACUCCUGUGGUGAUAACAACACGGAGAGUGAUGGAUGA
Molecule: messenger RNA, 2461 nt
Organism: Coregonus sp. 'balchen'
Lineage: Eukaryota; Metazoa; Chordata; Actinopteri; Salmoniformes; Salmonidae
Source: the annotation of a GenBank genome assembly